This is a messenger RNA of Cydia amplana, 3670 nucleotides long. Its product is annotated as transcription elongation regulator 1-like. Lineage: Eukaryota; Metazoa; Arthropoda; Insecta; Lepidoptera; Tortricidae. The transcript is spliced from 14 exons. Gene Ontology annotation, molecular function: RNA polymerase binding; transcription coregulator activity. Gene Ontology annotation, cellular component: nucleus. The coding region runs from base 118 to 3666 and encodes 1182 amino acids. The record is from RefSeq and is a predicted model, not a curated record.
AUCCCGCCCUCGCUGGCGGCGGCGGCGGCCGAGUGGAGCGCGCACCGCGCCCCGGACGGCCGCCCCUACUACUACAACGCUGGCAAGAGCGAGAGCGUCUGGGAGAAACCCAAGCCCAUGAAGGACCUCGAAGAGUUACAAGCCAAAAUAGCUGAAGAGAAGGGCGAAAAACCGGAAAAAAACAAAAUGGAUAUCGACGGGAAAGUGGAAGUGAUCGACGUGGAGGCUCACGCGGAGGCGGUGGCCGCGGCCGAGGCGGAGCGAGUCCGCCAACAGCAAGAGCGCGAAAUGGCCGACCGCGAGGCGGCCGAGCGCGAGGCAGCGGAACAGGAGAAGAAAGAGAAGGAGGAAAAGGAGAAAGAGAAAGCGAAGCGGAAGAACAAGCCGAUCUCAAUUAUGCCUAUUUCUGGGACGCCCUGGUGCUUGGUGUGGUCGGGCGACGGGCGCGUGUUCUUCUACAACCCGACGGCGCACACGUCGUUCUGGGAGCGACCCGAGCAACUCGUCGGCCGCGCCGACGUGGACCGCGCCAUGGCCUGCCCGCCCGCCGCCGUCACGCAGUAUUUCCAACGCAAGGAGGCGUCGACUACGCCGACGGCGACCAAGCCCGCCAACGGCGACCUGAAGCGCUCCGCCGACUCGUCCAGCGAGGACUCCGACGCUGAACCCGCCAAGAAGGCCAAGCCCGAAGAAGCGGCAACGAAGAAGCCCGCAUCGGCGACGUCCUCGUCCCUGAUCGACGCCGGCAAGGAGGCGCGCAUCGAGGCGGAGGCGCGGGCGGCGCGCCAGCGGGCGCUCGUGCCGCUCGACCAGCGCAUCCGCGUGUUCCGGCAGAUGCUGCAGGAGCGGGACGUGUCCGCGUUCAGCACCUGGGAGAAGGAGCUCAAGAAGAUCGUGUGCGACUGCCGGUACCUGCUGCUCACCUCCGAGGAGCGCAAGCAGGUACACACACACACACACACUGUUCACAUAGCGCUCGUGCCGCUCGACCAGCGCAUCCGCGUGUUCCGGCAGAUGCUGCAGGAGCGGGACGUGUCCGCGUUCAGCACCUGGGAGAAGGAGCUCAAGAAGAUCGUGUGCGACUGCCGGUACCUGCUGCUCACCUCCGAGGAGCGCAAGCAGGUACACACACACACACACACUGUUCACAUAGCGCUCGUGCCGCUCGACCAGCGCAUCCGCGUGUUCCGGCAGAUGCUGCAGGAGCGGGACGUGUCCGCGUUCAGCACCUGGGAGAAGGAGCUCAAGAAGAUCGUGUGCGACUGCCGGUACCUGCUGCUCACCUCCGAGGAGCGCAAGCAGGUACACACACACACACACACUGUUCACAUAGCGCUCGUGCCGCUCGACCAGCGCAUCCGCGUGUUCCGGCAGAUGCUGCAGGAGCGGGACGUGUCCGCGUUCAGCACCUGGGAGAAGGAGCUCAAGAAGAUCGUGUGCGACUGCCGGUACCUGCUGCUCACCUCCGAGGAGCGCAAGCAGGUACACACACACACACACACUGUUCACAUAGCGCUCGUGCCGCUCGACCAGCGCAUCCGCGUGUUCCGGCAGAUGCUGCAGGAGCGGGACGUGUCCGCGUUCAGCACCUGGGAGAAGGAGCUCAAGAAGAUCGUGUGCGACUGCCGGUACCUGCUGCUCACCUCCGAGGAGCGCAAGCAGGUACACACACACACACACACUGUUCACAUAGCGCUCGUGCCGCUCGACCAGCGCAUCCGCGUGUUCCGGCAGAUGCUGCAGGAGCGGGACGUGUCCGCGUUCAGCACCUGGGAGAAGGAGCUCAAGAAGAUCGUGUGCGACUGCCGGUACCUGCUGCUCACCUCCGAGGAGCGCAAGCAGGUACACACACACACACACACUGUUCACAUAGCGCUCGUGCCGCUCGACCAGCGCAUCCGCGUGUUCCGGCAGAUGCUGCAGGAGCGGGACGUGUCCGCGUUCAGCACCUGGGAGAAGGAGCUCAAGAAGAUCGUGUGCGACUGCCGGUACCUGCUGCUCACCUCCGAGGAGCGCAAGCAGGUACACACACACACACACACUGUUCACAUAGCGCUCGUGCCGCUCGACCAGCGCAUCCGCGUGUUCCGGCAGAUGCUGCAGGAGCGGGACGUGUCCGCGUUCAGCACCUGGGAGAAGGAGCUCAAGAAGAUCGUGUGCGACUGCCGGUACCUGCUGCUCACCUCCGAGGAGCGCAAGCAGGUACACACACACACACACACUGUUCACAUAGCGCUCGUGCCGCUCGACCAGCGCAUCCGCGUGUUCCGGCAGAUGCUGCAGGAGCGGGACGUGUCCGCGUUCAGCACCUGGGAGAAGGAGCUCAAGAAGAUCGUGUGCGACUGCCGGUACCUGCUGCUCACCUCCGAGGAGCGCAAGCAGGUAUACAACAAGUAUGUGCGCGAACGCGCUGAGGAGGAACGCAAGGAAAAGAAAAACAAAUUACAGCAGAAAAAGAACGCCUUCAAACAGCUUAUGGAAGAGGCGAAGCUGCACUCCAAAUCGUCGUUCAACGACUUCUCGAGCAAACAUGGCCGCGACGACCGCUUCAAGGGGAUCGACAAGCCGCGCGACCGCGUCACAUACUUCAACGAGCACGUGGCCGAGCUGCGCAAGCGAGAGAAGGACGACAAGGAGAGAAAGAGAGAGCAGGCUAAGAGCGACUUCAUAGCCUUGCUCAAGGAAAAGUCGAUCGACCGGCACGCGCGUUGGGCCGACGCUAAGAAGAAAGUCGACAGCGAGGCGAGGUACAAGGCCGUGGAAAGCAGUACUCUGAGGGAAGACUACUUUAGGGAGUACUGCAAGAUUGUUAAAGAAGAGAGGAAAAAGGAUAAAGACCAGAAGGAGAAAGAGCGAGACCGCAGCAGCAGUAAGAAAGAGAAGAAAGACAAGGAACGAGAAAAGGACAAGGACAAAGAAAAGGACAAGGAAGAGAAGCGAGACAAGGACGGCAAGAAGGAGAAGAAAAAGGAGAAGGGUAGCGAGCCGGAGGCAGCGACGGGCUCCGAGGCAGAGGCGGAAGCGGAAGCGGAGGCGGACAGCGACGCGGAGUCAGAGGCGGCGCGCGAGCGGGCGGCGCGCGCGCAGGCGUCCAUCAAGGAGCGAGAGAGAGAGGUGCAGCGCGCGCUGGCGACCAGCCUGCGGGACAGGGACAAGGAGAGGGAGUACCACAAGAGGGACGAGGCGGUGCAGCACUUCAACGCGCUGCUGGCGGACCUGGUCCGCAACCCGGACCUGGCGUGGCGCGAGGCUAAGAAACAGCUGAAAAAAGACCAUCGCUACGCUGCGGCAGAGCUGCUCACCAAAGAAGACAAGGAGCGUCUAUUUUCCUCGCACACGAGCACACUAGCGACGCGGCGACGCGACAAACUACGCGCUCUACUCACCGAAAUGGGAGUCGCCCCCACCGCGCACUGGCGGGACGUACGCGCGCGGCUCCGGGCGGAGCCGACCGCACCCGUGUACACCAGUGCGGACAAGAUGGAGCGCGAAUUCCGCGACUUCCAGCGCGACAGACAGAGCGCUGCCAAAACCGCCUUGCGACAGUUACUGCAAGAGACCAGAUCCAUUACACACAAGACCCUCGCCAGCAUGAAGGAUGUACCCGGCGGCGAGCAACUGCUGCCAGUGCACGACAUGCUCAAACACGACGCCAGGUACGUGUAGUGAA